Messenger RNA from Aspergillus tanneri, 318 nucleotides. RefSeq lists its product as uncharacterized. The coding region runs from base 1 to 318 and encodes 105 amino acids. The transcript has a single exon. The record is from RefSeq and is a predicted model, not a curated record. Lineage: Eukaryota; Fungi; Ascomycota; Eurotiomycetes; Eurotiales; Aspergillaceae.
AUGGAUGUCCCUUCUUUUAAUAGUUCCAGUGACAGCCAUACUACAAGCAGCCAACUACCUGUGUUAAACCCCCUAUAUUCUGAUUCCUAUAAUGGUCAAAAUGCGCCGUACGGGUCCACGCCUGCUGCAAAUCAUUCGCUGCCUGGAAUGAGUUUUUACCUUUCUGAUCUUCGCAACGGUCACGAAUCCUCACAGCCUGAGCCCACGGUGGACAAUAAUUCAUUUGACCCGUUUAGUAGUGACCCGUCUAUUUCAGGGGCACUCUUCACCCAGUUCGAGGCAGAUCCUGCUAUAAUGAACACGCUUUUUCAAUCCUAA